This is a messenger RNA of Closterium sp. Naga37s-1, 7632 nucleotides long. The record is from the annotation of a GenBank genome assembly. NCBI's taxonomy places the organism in Eukaryota, Viridiplantae, Streptophyta, Zygnematophyceae, Desmidiales, Closteriaceae.
AUGCUCGGCUUCAGAUCUGAUCCAGUGGGCCGCAGGGAAACGAAGCCCAAAACCAACCUAAUGUCUGUUGCCUCUCAACCUCUCCGCAUCCCACUCAACUCCGCCUCGCAGGCAGAUUUCGUCACCGCCUCCACCGUCAUUCUCUCCUCCACAGAGCCCUCCGGCCCUCCGCCUGCUCGCCUCGCUCCCGCCUUUCCAGUCCCCUCCCGCACAGUCCCAGAGUUCUCUGCCCCUCCUCGCCUCCCCCCUGAGCCCCACCAUCCCCGGCCAGCCUCAGACUUCGCCUCUGCUGCUGCAUACGCUCCUCCUGCUCCUUCUGCUCCUUCUGCACCCGCUGCUCCGUCGUUCCGUGCUGCUGUCCCUUCAGCUGCUCCCGAUCAUGUCCCGAACCAAUCCUCUAAAACUCACGGAUCCGAUUCAGCAGCAGCAGCAGCAGCAGCAGCAGCAGGCGGAGCAGCAGUCGGAGGAGCAGCACGGGGAGGUUGGGGAGCAGGACGUGCAAAACCACCAGCCAGAGCCGAGCCAGAGACCCUCCUAGCCCCCCCUCGGCCUCUCUUCCCGCUCUCCCCCCCAGCCCAGCAGCAAACCCCGGAUUCGCCUCCCCCAGUCAAGCCUAAGGCGCAACAAUUAGCCAAAAAACUGUUUGCCACUCCAUUCGCGGCGUCACCUCAAGGCUAUUCCACUGAGAGUGAUGUUCGCUGCUCCACAGGGACAGAUGUGACAGGGGCGCUGAACUGGGGGGGAUGGGGACAAGUGGGGGCGAGUGGCUUGGAGUGUGAAGGGGAAGGGUUCGGACAGGGAGCAGCAGCAGCAGCAGAUGCAGAGGCAGCAGCAGAAGCAGAAGCAGCAGCAGCGGCAGCAGCAGCAGCGGCGGCGGUGGCAGGAGGACGAGGACGAGGAGGAGGAGGGGAAGAUGCUGCAGGAGGAAGAGAUUUGAGGGAAAGCGUAGGAGGGAGCGAUGGAGCACGGGAGAGAGUGGCAGUGGCAGGGUCGCCUUCACCACCGCCUGAAACUCGAUACGAACCCUGCUCGCCACCGCCUGAACCACUCUACCCUCCUCCCUCCCCUACAGGAGGCAACAGGAGCCCUGCUUCUUCCCACCGUUCUUCUGCUCCCCGAUCGGCAGCAGCUGCAGCUGCUCUGAGUGCCCUCGGUGCGGCUACUCUGGCAGCACGAGGCCCUCCUCUUGCUGCUGGCACUCCUCCUGUAGAUGCACAGACCCACGCUCCCUAUUCCCAUGGCCCAUCACCACAUAGAUAUGGUUCGGAGAGUGUGACAAGUAGUGGAACAGGUGGGGGGCGUGAGUCUGGAGGGGGGCGUGAGUCUGGAGGGGGGCGUGAGUCGGCUGUUAGUAGCAGGGGUGGUGGCAGUGCUGGUGGGGUUUCUGUGGCCAGCAGCGGGCAUGGGUUUGGUAAUGCAGCAGGUGCUGGUGUGCAGAUGAGUGGCGGUGGGAGUGCUGCUGCUUCUGCUGCGGCUUCUGCAGCUGUGGUUACUCCACCGGUCCCAACCCGGCUGGAUUUCCAGUCUCCUGUUGGGGAACCAGGAAGCAAGAAGAGCGAGAGUGGGAGAGGCAGAGCCGAGGAGUCUGGAGGGAAGGGGAGCGUCCUGGGAUCUGCCUGGAGGUCUGGUGGGUCGAAUAAGAAGCUGCCACCUGGCACUGAUGGGGAGCGGUGGAAUGAUGACGAGGACGAUGAUGACGUGGCAUCGUCUGAUUCGUCCUCGUGUUCGAAUUCGUCUGAGAUGUCUUCCACGCUUGUGGCGGGCGGUGGCGAGGACUCGCCAGCUGGCACAAGAGAUGGAGACUCUGCCAGCUCAGCAAGGGGGCGGCUGAAGUGGCCUUUGCGCCAACUGGUAUCGGGGCUGACGGCAGAGGAGCUUCAAGCAAGUGCCUAUGAGGUGCUGCUGCUUGCAGCAGCGGAAUCCGGGCUUGUGUCUGCACCAGCGCCUGGUGCCACCAGUGCAGCCAGCAGCGGCAGCAGCAAGAGCAAGCCCCGGCGGCCUGAAUCCCCCGUAGAGCCCAAGUCCAAGUCCCCAGGCGGCUUCAUGUCCCGCUUUGCCAAGAAGGUCGGGGUCAACGUGGGGCAGUUUAAGGGAGCCAAACCUGCUGCUGGCAUUGCUGCUGCUGGUGGUACUGGUGGCGGUGGCGGUGGUGGUGGUGGGGGUGGUGGAGAGAGGGGGAUUGGGGAUGGGAGUGGAGGGGAGGGAGGAGGAGGAGCCCUGUCUCCGGAGCUGGCUCGCAUGCGGCAGCAAUUAGGGGUACGUGAUCGGCGCUUCUCCUCCUGCCUUGUCCUACCGUACGCUUGCCUUUUCCUACCAUUCUUUCCCUGCAUGCAUCUGCUUCUUUCCAGUCUCUGUUCUUCCCAUGUUUUCUCCUCCCCAGGAGUUGUACCCGAGUCUCUCCACGCUCUCCUCCUCUCAGCCCUCUUCUUCCCACCCCCCUCACAUACCGUCGAAAUGCCAUCCCCCAUCAGCCCCCUCACCGGUGCAGCAGCAGCAGCAGCAGCAGCAGCAGAUCAUCCUGCCUCUCUUCAUUCUCUCUCCAUUCCUUUCCCCUGCCCUUCCCUGCUUCCCUCUCCCCCCUUUCCACAGGUACCCGAGUCUCUCCAAGCUCUCGUCCUCUCAGCCCUCUUCCUCCCACCCCCAUCACACACCGUCGAAAUGCCAUCUCCCAUCAGCCCGCUCACGGGUGCAGCAGCAGCAGCAGCAGCUGCCGCCAUUCCCCCCCUCCCGCUCCCCCUCUGCUUCCUCCUCCACUUCUCCCCCAUCCCCGCCUCCCUCUCUUCCUCCUUCUCCCCGGGGGUUGGUGCACUCAAGGCUGCUGCUUCUUCUCUCGCUGCGACAUUCUCCAAUCUGUCUCCAGACCUCCGCAGGGCCUUCUACCACAGACAGGUGAAGCUGCUGCAGGAACUGCUGCUGGAUGUCACAGGCACUGCAAAGCACCAGGGCACUGGAAAGGGAGGAGGGGGAGGAGCGGGAGGAGAGGCCGCGGGCGGGGAUGAUCGUGCUGAGGUGGCAGCCGCUCUGGAUGCCAUGCUGGCACUUGUUAAGGGUCACGAGUUCAUCACCUCGCCUCCAUCCUUUGAGGCCAAGUGGAGCCGAAAACUCAGCGAGCUGCGCUGGCUGCUGGUGGGGGGAUUCGCCUGGGGCGGCAGGAGGGGAAACGCAGCAGCACUGACCGCAGCAGCAAGCAACAACAGUGCUGGCAGUGGCAGUGAUGGUGCUGGUAGCAGUGGUGGGAGGCAAGGGAAGCAGCUACCCGUGCUGCCUGGUGCCUGGUGUCCCUCCAGAGCGAGCUUGAACGCGUCUCUGUACCAUCAGCUGCUGUCCGCCUGCUGUGACCCUUCUGAUUCGGCCUCUUCCAUCGACCUGCUCUUUGAGAUGGAGGAGAGAAUAGAGGCCAUCAGGCCCACGUGGCAGCCUCUGGGAGUGACACCUGUCACACACAGUGCCCUGCAAGCCUGGACUCUCUGCCAGAAGGCUUCUGUUCCAACCCUCCCUCACCCGCUCUCAUCACCAUCGCCAGCUGGCGGUCUGCCAGAUCAGCAGCAGCAGCUUCUGCCAAUCAGAGCCGUGCUUCCGCUCAUCUGCCAAUCACUGCGCCGCUUACCAACCACUGCCUGUGCACGACCAUCAUCAUCCUCAUCCGCAACAGCAGCAGCAGGAACAGCAGCUGCAGCAGCAAAAGCAGUAGCAGCAGCAGAUUGCAGAGAGGAACCUUCAGCGAAGGUUCUCCUUCUCCCGUUCGUGCAGUCGGUGUCUCGCUUCCUGUCGUCCCUUCUAAGUGACUACCACCACACCCUGCUGGAGGCUUCCAGCAGCAGUGGCGCGAGUGCAGACGGAUUGGCAGCACUAGAGUCGGCUCUGGACUCCUACCUGUGCUGCUGCGACUUGCUGGAAGCAGGCAGGAAGAGGAGCAGCCGCAGACACACAGCCCCAGGGGGACCACCGAGCGUGGAGCGGGUGGAAGAAGCACUCGAGUUUGUUCACACGUCAGUGCUCUCCUCCUUCGACUGUGCGUGCCUAGAUGCUAUGGCAGCAGCAGCAGCAGCGAAAGCCCAGAAAGACGCACAGGAUCAGGACAAUGACGGAAGCUCCUCCUUCUCUUUCCCAGACUCUUCCACAGACGGACCUGCUUCGGAUUUCAGAGCAGCAGGGGCGGGCGGAGAGGACCCGUUCCUCUCAGUGGUAUCAGAGCUGCACCCCGACUGCUGCAAGGUGUUUUACGCUGUGGACGAAUUCGACAGGCGCGUGCAGCAGGUGGUUCAGGGGGAGGUGCGGGCAGAGGAAGAGCAGAAGAAGAGAGCAGGAGAGGGGCAUGGGGGAUACGGCCAUGCAGCACAGAUCGCAAGCGAGCUCAACCCGUACCAGAUCGACCCUGUGAUGAAGCGCCUGUUCUCUGCAUGGGUAUCAGCACAGCAGCAGAAGCUGCACGUGUGGAUGGAGAGAGGCGUGGAGGCGGAGACCUUCGAGCCAGCCUCAGAGACAAUCAAGCACGGGGCUUCUGCAGUGGAUGCUGUCCGCCUGGUAGAAGAGGUGCUAGAGCAGUUUUUCCGGCUCGGCCUCCCUCCCCGCCUGCCCAUGCUACAGCAAAUCGUCCACAGCACCGACACCCUCAUGACCACUUACAUCUCCAAGAUCGCUGCUCUCGGCCCCAGAGACGACCUCAAGCUGCCUCCGCCGCCCCUCACACGCUUCAAGGAGGACCUGGCCCAGCGGCUCGCUGAUAAGGCGGAGAGAAAGGCAGAGAGGGAGGAGCGGGUGCAGAAAGGGAAAGCGGGGUAUUUGGAGGGGCUGUGGCAUGCGCGGAAGGGUGUGGGAGGUGGGGGUGGGGGAGGGGGAGGGGGAGCGGGAGUGGGAGUGGGAGGGAGAGUUGGGGUGAGGGUGGUUGACGCGGCGAAAGCUGCUGCGAUUGAUGCGCUGACUGUGAAGAAGCUGUGUGUGCGGAUCAACACUCUUGAGUUCGUGACUGUAGAGCUUGACAAGUCUGAGAAGGCUCUUUGUGAACGCUGGGACGAGUACGCGCCGCACCUCAAGAUUGAUGACAUGGCAGCUUUGGCCCCAUCCCAGCUAACCUCCUCCCUCGCCUUCCGCCUAUCCACUGAGGGUGUUUCUGGGCUCAAGAGAGGAAGCUUCUAUGAGCAGACUACCACGCUUGCAGCACAGCGCAUGCAGACCUUAUCCGACUACCUCGGCACCAAGGUGGUGUGGUGGGACCUGAGGGAGGCGUUUCUGGAGGAGCUGUAUCGUGUGAGCGUGGACUCGUGCCGCAUGAGCAACCUCAUGCUCAAGCUCGACCCUGUGUUGGGGGAAAUUGUGGAGACCGUCUCAGACUCUCUGAGGGACCGUGUCGUCACCUCUCUCCUGCACUCUGUUCUGGAGGGUCUGCUGCGUGUGCUUCUGGACGGUGGGCCUCUGAGGGUGUUUGCCCAGUCAGACUACGAUGCCCUGGAAGAUGACCUCCGCAUUCUCAAGGAGUUCUUUGUGGCGAAUGGCAAUGGCUUGCCACAGGAGGUGGUGAACAAGGCAGCAGCUCAGGUGCAGCAAGUGCUUAACUACUACUCCCUCGAUACUGCUGACGUCAUUAUCGUUUACAAGCAAGCAGCGGGAGCCAGUCAAGCGGCAGGUGGUGCGUUCCGGGCGUCUUCAUUUGUGAAGGGUGGAGGCGCAGGGCUCACUGGGCACGAUGCACAUGUGCUUCUGCGUGUGCUUUGUCAUAGGGCGGAUCGGGAAGCUUCCAACAUGGCUUCCUCGUCGUCCUUCACCGGACGGCUGCAGCUGUCGACCGUCGCGCGGUCGGCUCCUGCUGCUUCACCCGCGUCCGCCGCAGGCUCGCUCCGGCAACAACCUGCUGCUGCUGCUGGAUCGCACGUCCAUUCCGCUCGCUGCUCGCAUGAACCUGAUAAUGCGAAUGCCAGCACGGAACAGCCGAAAGAUGUUCCUAGCACCACCAGCAGCAGCAGCAGCCGUCGGCAGUUGUUGUGCGGAGCGUGCGGAACGGCGGUGGCAGCGGCAGUGGCAGCGGUGUCAGGCGACGCGAGGGCGGAGAUAAUUCCCGCUCCUCCCUCCAACUCCUCCGUCUGCCGCAAUUGCCAGGGCGCCGGCGCUGUUGUCUGCGACAUGUGUGGUGGUACGGGUAAGUGGAAGGCGCUGAACCGCAAAAGAGCCAAGGACACGUACGAAUUCACCGAAUGCCCCAACUGCUACGGUCGAGGCAAGCUGGUAUGCCCGGUGUGUCUGGGCACGGGAGUUGGGAACGCCAAGGGCGAUAGCACAGUGGAGACGACCGUUGAGAAUCUGGUGAUCAUCGGCUCAGGCCCGGCCGGAUACACAGCCGCGAUCUAUGCUGCGCGGGCGAAUCUGAAGCCGGUGCUGUUCGAGGGCGUGCAGGCCGGCGGAGUUCCCGGAGGGCAGCUCAUGACCACCACGGAGGUCGAGAACUUCCCGGGAUUCCCGGAGGGAAUCACGGGCCCCGACCUCAUGAUCAGAAUGAAGCAGCAGGCGGAGCGGUGGGGAGCGGAGCUCCAUACCGAAGACGUAGAAUACGUGGACUUGCAGACCCGCCCCUUCACAGUGCGCAGCAGCGACCGCGAGUUGCGCUGCCACAGCGUCAUCAUCGCCACGGGCGCCACUGCGCGCCGAUUGGGCCUCCCCAGCGAGAGAGAGUACUGGUCGCGAGGCAUCUCCGCGUGUGCUAUUUGCGACGGCGCGAGCCCGAUUUUCAAGGGGCAGGAGCUGGCAGUGGUGGGAGGAGGGGAUACUGCGGUGGAGGAGGCGCUUUACUUAACUAAGUACGCUAAGCACGUGCAUCUGCUGGUGCGGAGGGACGUGUUAAGAGCCAGCAAGGCGAUGCAGGACCGCGUGUUUAAGAACCCGAACGUGACUGUCCACCUGAACACGAUCCCUGUAGACGUGGUUGGGAACGACAAGGGGCAGAUGGCUGGUAUGAACGUGAAAGACGCGCAGACAGGGCAGGAGAGGAUUAUUCCGGUGAAGGGGCUGUUCUAUGGGAUCGGGCACAAGCCGAAUAGUGAUCUGCUGGCGGGGCAGGUGGAGCUGGAUGGGAGCGGGUAUGUGGUCGUGAAGGACAAUGCCGUCGAGACGUCUGUUCCCGGCGUGUUCGCUGCUGGAGAUUUGAAGGACCACGAGUGGCGGCAGGCCAUCACAGCAGCAGCGUCGGGGUGCAUGGCAGCACUGUCAGUGGAGCGAUACCUCACAGCCAACGACCUGCUCAUCGAGUUCCACCAGAAGGAGGUGGAGGUGGUGGAGAAGAAGGAGCUGACAGAGGAGGACGUGGAGGAGAGAUUCGACCCGCUGCUGACGCGCCACAAGGGGCAGUACGCCCUGCGCAAGCUCUACCACGAGUCUCCUCGCUUGAUCGGCGUCAUCUACACUUCGCCCACCUGUGGGCCUUGCAGGACGCUCAAGCCCAUGCUUGCUAAGGUGGUGGAGGAGUUUGACCGUCAGAUCCACUGGGUGGAGAUUGACAUUGAGGAGGACCCUGAGAUUGCCGAGGCGGCAGGGAUCAUGGGCACGCCUGUGGUUCACUUCUUCAAGAACAAGGAGAAGAUUGAUGAGAUCAAGGGUGUGAAGAUGAAGAGAGUCUACCGGGAAUUCAUCGAGACACAUGUGUAA